GUGCACAUGUAGCACGGGUUCAUAACACAGAUCAUGGACGGCAGGAGUUGAGUGGAGUUGGCUGUAAAGAUUAAUCAAGAAAAUAAAGAAAGGAAAACGAAAAUAAAUAGAAUCCUGUAAAUUAAUAUGGGUCAAGGUGGGUCCACAGAACAAGAUGCAAAGGUCAAGGCAGUGGUUGGCAAACUGAGCAAAAUGGAAAUCAAAGAUAUUGAAGCAUUGUUCAUGGAACUAUCUACAAAGACACAAGAAGGUGAAUCUGUAAUACGACAGCCAACUUGGUUAAACAGAGAUAAAUUUGCUGAAGUUUUUGGAAUGACUGAAUUGGUUAUUGAACAAUUGUUUGAAGCCUUUGACAGGGACAAGAACGGCUUAGUUGACAUGGAAGAAUUUGUGACUGGCAUGGCUCUGUGUCUGCAUGGCAGUGUUAAAGAGAAGUGCAAGCUACUAUUUAAAAUAUUCAAUCUGGAUGGUGACGACGGGAUUAGCAAAGAAGAGUUGUCUGCCGUAUUAACAAGUUGUUUGCAGUCUGCACAGGCUGUUCUGCUUAGCACACUUAAAUCAGAAGGAAUAUCUGGCUGUGAGGAAACGGUUGCAAACCAAACAGGAACUGCUAUGAUGGUCUCUGUAGUUGUUGAUAAGAUUGUGAAAGAUGCAUUCGAAAAGUGUGAUUUAUCUGGAACAGGGAAAUUAGAAAUAAAUGAAUUUGUCAAAUGGGUGCAUAAAAACCCUAAGUUAAUGAAUAACAUCUUUGUGAUGCAAUGUCCAAAGCCAUCAUCUCAAAGCAAUUCUUUGCCAACUUCUGCCAGUUCAUUCUCCAUUAUUGAAACUCCCGUCACUGAGGAAGAAAGUGAUGUCUUCGAAUCAAUAAAACCAAUACCUGAACAAGAAGAACCUGAAUUGAAACAAAUUGAAGAAGAGACUACCCAAAAGCCACAAACUCUUCUAAAUAUUGCAUCUACAACCUCAUCCAAGCAACAGUCGUUGCAAGAUUUCUUCUCACAGCAAACUGGAAAAGAUGACCAGCAAAACUUUUUCGAUUCGCUAGGUGCUGACACAUCCACGCAAUCCAACCAACAGCUUGACAAUAUCGGAAAGGAGAAUUCUCUUCCACGUCCUUUAAGUGAAACAUGCCUCACUCAAAAUCUUGAUGGAAGUUUAGACGCACAUGGAGGAAGUGAGAAUAAUCUGAAUCAAAUAAUACCGAGGAGUCAGUUAAUUCCACAAAAUGUAAAAUCAGAAAGCUUACAGUCAAUAACGCUUUCGCAAGAUUCCUUACUAGAUGAUAAAAAUAAUUCAUCUGAGUUUUCACAAAAUUCAGUGCCACCUAAAUCGUCUGUAAAUGAUGUUGUGGUGUCGUUGGAACCAAAUCUAGAUCCUGCUCCAGAAAUAUUUCCAUCCGAUGUGCAAUAUACAAACAAUGCAUCGCAUUCUUUACAAGAUGCAAGUCACCUGGAAGCAACACAAGGUAGCACAGAUUCAGUUGUUUCCAAUGCCGUUUCACAGUAUCCUGAUUCUGCUGUACUCGAAAAUACUGGUCAAUCGGAAUCUGCACCUCCUAGCAAGUCAGCUGAACAAUCCUCUCAGGAUAUACCUGAAUUAGCAGUUGACAUUGUAAAAGUCGAAAGGCAAAGAAGUGUUCCAAUGGCUGAGGCACCAGCUGAAAUGUUUGCAGAAGAAAAACCCUACUGCUCGUACUGGCAGCCGAAUUAUCGUACGCAACAAACGUUAAAUUUAUUUGGUCAAGGACAGUUGUUUGAUCAAAGCCUAUUGACAUUUCCAUCUGUGUUAGUGGAAAACCAAAUGGGCGAUCCAGUGAGAGACUUGGUAGCCAAAUACUUAGGCGAACAGGAAGCGUACAAGCGGCCAACUCUAACGUCUGAAGCCGUUGAAAUGAAUGAAAAUGGUAUUCGAAAAUUACUGUCUGCUGGUUGCUGGAGAGCUGCAGUGGAUUUAACAACAAAAUAUUUGACAGCAUAUGGUCAGGGCGUUUCUUCGACCAAAGCACAAGAAAGGACUCUGUUGACUCCGAAACUGCUUCAGAUAUGGUUUGUUCGUAUUUCGUUGCUGAUCAAACUGCGCAUGUUUAGCAGUGCAGAAGCGGAAUUGGUGGCUUUUAAAGAUUUUGAAGGUCCUGAUAUGUACUACCAGUUCUACCCACAGCUUUACCCUGGACGGAAAGGAAGCAUAGUUUCAUUCAGUUUUCGACUUCUCCACGCAGAGUUACCACAAUAUAACGGGCGACCAAAUGUCGCACUUGAUCGGCUGUAUCUGUUGUUGUCGAAGGUAACACGUGUUGUUAGCAACCUUUCGAACGGUCUUAAUGAAGAUGGUGAGAAGAAUGUGGACAUACCUCAUGCAGAACUGGAGGAACGCUUGAAAUUGUGGAAGAAAAGACAGCUGCAAAUACAUUACUCGCUUGGGAAUUGUCUUCUUGGAAUGAAGGAAUACACACUUGCUGUAAAAUUAUUUGAAGAAGUGAUCAAACUAGACCCAGCCCGCAAACUUCCAAUCCUAUCCGCUAUAGGAAGGAUCUAUUUACAGUUUGGUGAUUUCGAAACAGCCACAAAGUACUUCAAGAUGGUGGAAAAAGCAGAGGAGAAAGACGAAAAAAUUCUAAGUAUCAUUGCUAUGAAUAAGGGCUACUUGUCGCUGGCUCACAGUUCGUACGAAGAAGCAUACCAACAAUUUACACUUUCAUCUCAGCACAACCCAGAGAAUCUUGCGGCAAACAACAAUGCUGCAGUCUGUUUAUUGUUUAUUGGCAAAGUAAAGGGGGCAAGCAACGUUCUGGAAAGUAUGGUGUGUCGCUCGCCACAAGUCAGUUUACAUGAAGACAUUUUAUUCAAUUUAAAUACCGUGUACGAGCUCGAAACGAGUCGAGCUUUACAAAAGAAACACAAGCUUUUAGACUUAGUAUCGAAACAUCGUGGUGAUAGGUUUAAUGUGCAGUCCUUAAAAUUGACAUAAAUUCUAGAUAUUUUUUUUUUUUUUUUGUAAAUAUAUGAAUAUUUUUUCAGAUAAAUUUAUUAAAUUUA
Hydractinia symbiolongicarpus is the source of this 3035-nucleotide messenger RNA. Its product is annotated as trafficking protein particle complex subunit 12-like. The record is from RefSeq and is a predicted model, not a curated record. Gene Ontology annotation, cellular component: TRAPP complex; Golgi apparatus. NCBI's taxonomy places the organism in Eukaryota, Metazoa, Cnidaria, Hydrozoa, Anthoathecata, Hydractiniidae. The transcript is spliced from 20 exons. Bases 127 to 2967 code for a protein of 946 amino acids. Gene Ontology annotation, molecular function: calcium ion binding; protein binding.